This is a messenger RNA of Anopheles coustani, 870 nucleotides long. Its product is annotated as ficolin-2-like. Bases 1 to 870 code for a protein of 289 amino acids. The transcript is spliced from 2 exons. The record is from RefSeq and is a predicted model, not a curated record. Lineage: Eukaryota; Metazoa; Arthropoda; Insecta; Diptera; Culicidae.
AUGUGGCUCGUAGCGGUUUUCGUGUUGUUAGCCAUCGUUCGAGAGGGACGAGCUACCCAGUGCGACUUCCCGCAGUCACUUUGCUUCGACUCCGAAGUAUCCCUAGAAAGCCUGUCCGAGCUAGAAACGGCCAUCGACGCACUGAUUACACCUCCAAGCUCAUUUGUGAAACCAUCCGAACUCGAAACACUGGUCAACUCCAUCAAGAGCGCCGUCCAGCAGCCGUUGAACUAUGAAACGUGUCGCGAUGUGCCAGCCGGUUCACCGUCGGGUCUCUACCUGCUGCGGGGCGAAUUCCGCGAACCACAGUACGCGUACUGCGACAUGCAGUACAGCGGAGGCGGUUGGCUGGUGUUCCAGAAUCGAUUCAACGGCCAGACCAACUUCCAGCUGACCUGGACCCUGUACCAGAAUGGUUUCGGCAACAUGCAGGACGGCGAGUUCUGGUGGGGUCUGGAUAAGCUCUACCGGCAAACCAACAUUGCCCCGCACGAGCUGGCUGUCGUGCUGGAGGACUUCGAUGGUGUGAAGGUCGAAGCGAGGUACUCGGACUUCCAGAUCGGGGAUGCGUCCGAAAACUACCGCAUGAACAUACUCGGCACUUACUCCGGCACGGCUGGGGACUCAAUGUUUCGCUGCCGGAACAUGAUGUUCUCGACCAGCGACCGAGAUAACGAUAUUUGGCCAGCGGCCUGCGCCGUCACCUACACCGGAGCCUGGUGGUACUCGGACUGCCAUGAUAGCAACUUGAACGGGCAGUAUCUUAGGGGCACCUUUACUAACCGAGGAACGGGAAUGACGUGGAAGACUUUUCGCGAACAGUUCUACUCAGUAAAAACCACACGCAUGUUGAUCCGGAAGAAGGUAUAA